CUUCGUUAUUUCGUUUUCCGCCACAGAAACGGUGUGCAAACGCAAGAAUCAGUCUGGUUUUUCUUGAAUGUCAGGAAAAGUUGGGGAUCGAUGAAGUCUAGAGCGAUGUCUGACCAACGAGGGAGGUAUCUCAUGUCUCUGUGUUUUGUUCCUGGUAUCAUGUGAGGAUUACGAUCGUGUGUGCUGAAAAUGAAAACUUCGAUUUCUGAUUCUGUCUUCGAGAAAAAUUUUCUGUUAUGAGAGAGAGAGAGUUUUCGCAAAUAGAUUUUGUUCCUUCGAGAUGAACUCUGGCACUACUUUCCGUGAACACAUCUGUAUUUCGAGCAACGACCUGUAUCGUCGUCAUUUUAUUUGACGAGAAGUGAAUAUUUCCAUUCUGUUCCCAAUUAAAGCAUUGAUUAUAUGGAUGCAUAUCAAGAUCAACAUACUCUCAAUCCACAACCGCGCAUCCACUUCUGUAACCAUCUCACCCAUCCCGCCACCUCGUCUGGUUUUUCCUCGAUGGUUUUUGUUUAUUUGCCUCAUCACCGAUAAUGGUGCGACUGCGAUCGAUGUUUUCUUUAUCAUCUUUGUUGCUACAACUUCGAUGUUUCUUUUCAUUUCGACUUCUUGUUCUGUUAUUUCCAUAAUUGUUUCUUUGCAUUCGACGAAUAGCUGAGAAAUCGCAAGUCACGAGAGAGUGAGUAAUUUUACUCUCAAGAGACUCUCCGGAACCAAAAGACAGCGUCUAACGCUACAACUUAGCGCCUCACAGAAGUUCUUCUUCGAAGACCAGACUCAAACACCUAUCCAUCGUAGUUUUCUUUGAAACUACACUACUAAAAACAAAAUGGGAAAAGUCGAUCUCCGUGCCUUGACGGCCAACGUCACCAUGGCCAUGUAUGGCGCUUACGCCGUUCAGAUGCUGGUUGGCGCUGACAUGAUGUUCGGUGCUAAUUCUCCGAUCGGCAUGGUUUUCUGGCCGAGUGGUGUCACCCCCGUUGGCGAAUGGUUCGCCCGUGCCUGCGGCCUGACCAUCCUCACCGUCAUCCUGGGUACAAGAAAUACUAAUACAGGUUUGUUGUAGUUGUAGAUUCUUUUAGUAUCUAUUGAAAGUACUUGCUUCGGGUAGAAAUUGUCAGGGAAAUCUUAUGCAACUUACCGAACAGAUUCUGACUCACAUCAUCAAAGACGCUUGUUUUGCGAGUUUUCUCUCGAAGGAUAUAGUACGGAAAAAAAUGAUAUUAAUGAUGUAAAACUAAAACAAGCUUGUUGAGUCAUUCAUUCUCUUUUGUAUCUCUCCCUGUCCUCUACAUAGGUCCUCUGUAUUGCGGUGUGUCCCGUGACUCCUUCCUGAAGCAGGCUUUGUUUUUCAACGUGUGUGGCGUUUUCCUGGGCUCCUACGGAUCGAUGAUGCCGGAAGCUGGUGGUGCCGUUAUGUGGAAAGUUCAGACUGCCAUCAACGUAUUUUUGUUUUGCGUUUGUAGAAUUUGAUUUAGAUGAGUAAGAGUUUUAUGGGGAUUACAAAUUAGAAGAUCAAGAUAGUUUACACACAACAAGGUGGUCGUCACUUUUUCCAGCGACGGCAUCAUCACCUUUCAAUAUCUAUGACUAUCCAUCCACAUAAAAAUCCAUUCAUUAUGAAGUAGAAUUUCCUUUUCCAUGCCUCACCAUAUCUUUGCUUCACAGGUUAUCGUCACGUUGCUGAACCUGUACGUUGUUCUGCAGAGCAAGGGUUUCAUUGGCCGCGCUAAGACCCCGUCCAAGUCUCCGGCUCGCGGAAAGUCCCCGAUGAAGAAGGGAAAGUAA
This is a messenger RNA of Amoebophrya sp. A25, 1788 nucleotides long. NCBI's taxonomy places the organism in Eukaryota, Dinophyceae, Syndiniales, Amoebophryaceae. The record is from the annotation of a GenBank genome assembly.